UCAGGAGCUGCUCUUAAAUCUUUCCGCUAUUUUACUCGACCCCGCUAUCCCGUGACUGCCUCGUGCCAUCCUUGUGAAUCCUUCUCCACUCUAUUUUCCGCUUUCAAGAAUCUCAGCUAUGGGGAAGAGCUAUCCGACAGUUAAUGAGGAAUACCAGAAGGCUGUUAUGAAGGCGAAGAGGAAGCUCAGAGCUCUCAUUGCUGAGAAGAACUGCGCUCCUUUAAUGCUUCGUCUCGCAUGGCACUCUGCCGGAACGUAUGACGCUAAGACCAAGACGGGAGGGCCCUUCGGUACGAUGAAGCACGCAGCGGAGCUCGCACACGGUGCUAACAAUGGCCUUGACAUCGCCGUCAAGCUGUUGGAGCCGAUUAAGGAACAGGUGCCGAUCCUUUCCUACGGUGACUUCUACCAGCUUGCUGGAGUUGUUGCCGUUGAAGUGACCGGUGGACCCGAGGUUCCGUUCCAUCCUGGCAGAGAGGACAAGCCUGAGCCGCCGCCUGAAGGCCGCCUUCCUGAUGCCGGAAAAGGUUGUGAUCAUCUGAGGGAUGUUUUCUACACGAUGGGUCUCAGUGACCAGGACAUCGUUGCUCUAUCUGGUGGCCACACUCUGGGAAGAGCUCACAAGGAGCGAUCUGGAUUUGAAGGUGCUUGGACAGCAAAUCCUCUUGUCUUCGACAACUCUUAUUUCAAGGAGCUCUUGUCUGGAGAGAAGGAAGGGCUUCUUCAGCUGCCAUCUGAUAAGGCGCUUCUGACUGACUCUGUCUUCCGUCCACUUGUCGAAAAAUACGCUAAGGAUGAAGAUUCCUUUUUUGCUGAUUAUUCCGAAGCUCAUCUGAAACUCUCAGAGCUAGGAUUUGGCGAUGCUUAAAUUCCCCAGAGGAUGGAUGAGAAGUAGAAGAAAAGAAGAUCAAACGCCGACGCUCGUAUGCUUUAUUUUCCUGGUUUUGAUUUCAUUAAAAUCGUUGGCCCUUUGAAGUUGUUUUGUUAAGGAUCUUUGUUGGUGGUGGCUCAUUGCUCCUUUUUUUGGCUGUAGUUGAAUUGGAAUUACACAUUAGUUUUCUUUUGAAAAUAAUAUUUUUCACCCACCA
Messenger RNA from Momordica charantia (bitter melon), 1088 nucleotides. RefSeq names its product L-ascorbate peroxidase, cytosolic. Gene Ontology annotation, cellular component: chloroplast. Gene Ontology annotation, molecular function: heme binding; peroxidase activity. Gene Ontology annotation, biological process: response to reactive oxygen species; cellular response to oxidative stress; hydrogen peroxide catabolic process. NCBI's taxonomy places the organism in Eukaryota, Viridiplantae, Streptophyta, Magnoliopsida, Cucurbitales, Cucurbitaceae. The record is from RefSeq and is a predicted model, not a curated record.